Molecule: messenger RNA, 2085 nt
Organism: Symbiodinium sp. CCMP2456
Lineage: Eukaryota; Dinophyceae; Suessiales; Symbiodiniaceae
Source: the annotation of a GenBank genome assembly
AUGCGGGACGGCCAAUAUGGCAAGCACCGCAGAGGCCGCUUGGUGAAGAAGGCACCGAAGAUCGGUGCCGAUGGCCUCCGAGCCAGCCGGCCUGGGGAGCACACGACAAAGGAGGUUGCGGCCAGGACUGGCUGGGCCCAGCACCUUGUGCCGGGUGAAACCGUGGAGCUCUCCCAGUUCCAGUGGAGGCGGCCGCAGCGGCUGAGGCGCUUACAGCUGAGCGACGAGGCCCAGUUGGCAAUUCGACAGCUCCUGGUGGAGAGGCGCCUAGAAACGGCGCAGGAGGGGGAGCACUGCGAGUGGUUUACCUCGCAUGUGCCCACAGCACCGGUGUCGGGGACCUGGUUUCAUGUCCUCGCAUAUCCGCUUCUCGGAGAUGUCACGAAGGUGCUUCUACGACCUGUGAUGAAAUGCUGGACCGCUGCGCAGCGGGAAAGCGUUGCACGAGCGUCACGGUGGCUUGGCGAGACCUUGAUCUCCCAGUGCGCAAAAGCUGGUCAGUGGGAGCUGGUUGAGGUGCUCGUCGAAAAUGGCGUGCCCCUGCCAGAUCUCAGCCGCGAGUUUAGCCAGGUUUGUGGCCCAUCGGUGCCCUGUCAAAGGCAAUGGCACAAAGACUGGCGGCAGGCACUAGGCGCGCAGGGCCCAACACCAAUACUCGAGCUAGCAGCAGCCAGCAAGGAUGGACCCAGAGUUCUGGAGGGUCUGUUGCAGCGAGCAUCAGGCCAGCAUACUCACAAAGGCUUCGCGGGCCCUCUCCGCCUGCCGGACUUGCUGGGAGGCCUUGGAGGGCGCCCUCAGCCGCUGCUCCUCCGCGCUGCCGAGGCGAAGCGCUGGAACGUGGUGCACGUUCUCCUGACGAGCUCAGUGCCCGUGGCUGCCGCGACGCUGCUGUCUUCGCCGCAUGCGGCGACUUGUCCGACGGCCCUGGUUCACCUUGCCGAAGAGAGGGCUCUGGAGGAGACUUCCCCUCUAUCUACUGCGACUGGCAGUCCAGAGGAAGAUCAGCUUGCCCUCUUCUUCCGGCGUCGGCAUGCGAGUGUAGUUCUUCUGGACGAGGAGGUGCCGGGAUACAAGUCGCUGCCAGCUGAAGGCUCAGGUGGCAUUUACUUGGAGAAGGAAGAUAGACGAAUCCGUGUAUGGCAUGAACUGCUGCACAUUGGGAUGUCAGGAGGGCAGAGCCAGUCCUCUGAAGUGGCCUUCGUGAAGCUGCAAGACGUUGAGUGGGACGAGCUCCUUUCAAUCGAGAAGGCAGCUCUGUCGCUCAGCCUCGCCAGCCGGACGGCAGCCAAGACGCCAGAUGCCAAGGUGGGCGCCUGCUGGCUGGCAGUGUUGUGCCCCGCGAGCUACCUUCAGGCUUCGAAAGAGGGUCUUCUGCUGGUGCCACCUCAACGGAUCCCCACCCCCUGCUGCGUGCAGAGCGUCAAGCUGUGUGUUAGCACCCAGUCUGCAUGCUGCAAAGAGCCAAUGAAGGAUGUGCCAGUCUACCUGGAUGGGCAGUGCAUCGGCAGGAGUGACGAAGGGGGACUGGUCGAAGUCUUCGCCAAGCCCGGUCGUCGCACGCUCCAGUCGCCGAGUGCCGGGGCUGAAGCAAUGGAGGUCACGCUUACAAGUGAAGGUAAAGAAUGCAGACACGUGCUGCUUUGCGCAGGGAGUGUCUACUUGUUUCUGCAGGCUGGAGACUCAAGUUCAGAAUGGAAGUUGAAGAUGACCACCGAUCUGAAGCAGAUCCCGGAGGAUGCCUCGGACUUUCGGGGCAAGGUCUGCUUCGACGAUGAUCAUCCCUUCCAGGUCAUCCGAUCCUGCUUCCAUCCGCUCAUCGUGCCUGGCGGAGAGCCAUGUCCCGCACUGUUUCACUCCUUGCGUCCAGAGGCGCUCAGCGGCGCGAGGUUCGAGUUCAGUGAGGAGGGGCAAAAGCGGCUCGCGGGUGACAAGUGCAAGGUCAGCGACCUCAUCGGCGCAGUUGUGACUCUGGGGACAUUCUUCGACACCGUCGACACGUUGGCGAAAGGUGUGCAGCCGCGAUCGAGAAAGAUGGCCGACUUCGCCUUCGCACCGCGGCGACGUGGCCUCGGGCAGCGAGCCUGA